Molecule: messenger RNA, 1191 nt
Organism: Colletotrichum spaethianum
Lineage: Eukaryota; Fungi; Ascomycota; Sordariomycetes; Glomerellales; Glomerellaceae
Product: putative pectinesterase A
Exons: 2
Coding region: 1-1191 (396 amino acids)
Molecular function (GO): pectate lyase activity
Source: RefSeq, a predicted model, not a curated record
AUGAAGGCCUCGCUUUUCUCCCUCGUUGCCGCUCUGGCGAGCACGGCCACUGCCCAGGUCCAGGGCAAGGCCUUCGGUUUCGCUGCCGGAACCACUGGUGGUGGUUCAGCCGCGCCUCAGUACCCUUCCAGCAUCGCUCAACUCAAGGAGUGGCUCACUGACAGCACGCCCCGAACGAUCAUGAUCGAUCGCACAUGGGACUUCCGCAACACCGAGGGCACGACCAAGGGCAAGUGUUGCAGCGAUAACCGCACGACCAAGUGCCCCGGCGGCACGUCCAAGGGUCAGGCUUGGAUCCAGGACACCUGCGAUGCCGCCAGCGGAACCUGGAUCGACUGCACGUAUGACAACGCAGCAAAGACCCCCAUCGACAUCAACAGCAACAAGAGCAUCGUCGGUGUCGGUUCCAAGGGUGUCAUCAUUGGCAAGGGUCUCCGAGUCCGCGGCGGCAAGAGCAACGUCAUCAUCCAGAAUGUGCACAUUACGAAUCUGAACCCCCAGUACGUCUGGGGUGGUGAUGCCAUCACCCUCGACGGCUCUGACAAGGUCUGGAUCGACCACUGCAAGAUCUCCCUCAUCGGCCGCCAGUUCAUUGUCUCUGGCUGGGGUGCCGCCGGCAAGGUGACAAUCUCCAACACCGAGUUCGACGGCAGAUCCGAGUGGUCGGCCGGCUGCAACGGCAAGCACUACUGGACCCUCCUCCUCAUCGGCGCCAAGGACCACUACACCUUCUCCGGCAACUGGCUGCACGACGUCUCGGGCCGCUCGCCCCAUAUGGGCACCAAGAACACGGCCGGCAGCGAGAACCUCUUCCACGGCGUCAACAACUACUUCCAGAAUGUCGGGGGGCACGCCUUCGACAUUGACGGCAACACCUGGGUCCUGCUCGAGGGCAACUACUUUGACUCCGUCACCACCCCCGUCACUCCCGCCACCUUGACCAACGGCGGCAACAUUUACAUUGUCAACACCGUCGACGAGGCCUCGCGCUGCACUUCGUCUCUGGGAUACAUCUGCGAGUGGAACCGCGCCCGCGACUCGGGCGUGGUCAGCAGCCUCACCAGCGCCGCUGCUUUGUCCAAGCUGGGCGGCUUCAAGUCCUCGCUCAUCGGCCACAUUGGCGUUGCCGAUGUCCCCGCCAAGGUGAAGGCCAACGCUGGUGUUGGCAAGACCACGAGCACCAACGCUUGA